Molecule: messenger RNA, 1894 nt
Organism: Bursaphelenchus xylophilus (pine wood nematode)
Lineage: Eukaryota; Metazoa; Nematoda; Chromadorea; Rhabditida; Aphelenchoididae
Source: the annotation of a GenBank genome assembly
AUGUCCGAUUGGACAGAAAUAACUGAAGGCUUGGCCAAAAUUAGGUUUGAAGGAAAUGCCGAAGCAUUUUACAACCCGGCACAGGAAUUCAAUCGAGAUUUAACGUAAGAAUUUACGCUUACGUAGAGAGUUUCUUUUAGGGUAUCAGUAUUAAGAAGACUCGGGAACGAGCUGAAGGAGAAGGCAAGACCGCAAGAUAAUGCUAAUGGAGAUGAACCAACGGCAAAGAAACGAAAAAUGGGACCAGUGAGUUCUUAAGAUUACUUUGUUAUUGGUUUAGACUGGGUUCCGAGUACUUGAUGCCCUUUCUGCUUCGGGAUUGAGGGCUCUUCGAUUCUCAAAAGAAGUUGAAGGGAUUACUGAGGUCUGGGCCAACGAUUUCAGCGAAAAUGCCGUCGAAUACAUCAAGAAGAAUGCAGAAUUGAAUGGAGUUCAAGAUCUUAUUCAUGUUUCUUAUGCCGACGCAACGUAAGUGUUUCUUUUUAUUGUUGAACUUUUAGGCAAUUGAUGUCUGAGUGUAGACAAGUUGAUAAACGCUUUCAUGCCGUUGAUCUGGACCCAUACGGCUCGGCUACGCCUUUUCUAAACACAGCUGUUCAAGCUGUUGUUGAUGAUGGAAUCUUGAUGGUAACUUGCACAGACAUGGCAACUUUAUGUGGGAAUACACCAGAAGCCGCGCUGAGCAAGUAUGGAUCAACUCCGUUGAAGCACAAAUGCUGUCAUGAAGCGGUAAGGAAAUUUUUAUAUUUUAGUAGGGGCUUGUGGGAAAUUUUUUGAAGUUUCUUAAUGGAUAAAGCAAGAUUGUAAUAAAAAAAAUAUAUUAUUUUAGGCAAUAAGAAUGCUCCUUCGCUGUAUUCAACAACACGCCGCCGCCUACGAUCGCUACAUUGAACCGCUAGUUUGCGUUUCCGUCGAUUUUUAUAUCAGAUGUUUCGUCCGAGUGAAAACAGGCGCAAGAAUGGUGAAAGAAGGCGCCACAAAGCUCUCAAAUGUCCUCCAUUGCACUGGCUGUCAUUCUCUUGCGCUGCAGCCGUUAGUAAAGAAGGUUGUUAACGGAAAUUCCAUCAAAUUUUUGCUUCCAAAACCGAAUAAUUCGAAUAUAAUGGAUGCGGAAGGCAAUUGUGUCCAUUGCAAGCACUCAGUUCAACUUACUGGCCCUUUUUACACCGCUCCGUACUUUAACCGACAGUUUGUUGAGGGGUUGUUGAAGGAGUAAGUCUGUUUUAUAUUGUUUGUUAUGGCUUUAGGAUAUCCGAAACCCCACUGGAAAAGAGGCUAGGAACUCACAAUCGAUUGAUUGGAGUACUAACUGUAAUGCUCGAGGAACUGGACGAUGUGCCGUUUUAUUAUGAAGUGGAUCAGCUGGUCAAUAUCUGCAAAGUUCGAGUCCCAAAAUCGAUCACUUUCCGGUCAGUAAUUAUCAACGCUGGAUACCGAAUAUCCGGAUCGCAUUGUAACCCCAAAGCCGUCAAGACAGACGCCCCAUUAUUGGUUAUUUGGGAUACUGUCAGAUCUUUUGUAAGAUUUUUAAAAGGGAUUUUUUCGAUGUUAUCUAUGAGAUGGUGGUUGAAUAAUAUAAAAAUUUGUAUAAUUUUCUUUCAGUUCGCUCAAGAAGGCCGGGAUACCAAGAAUUUUUCGGAAGAUGCUCCAGGACGGCAGAUCUUAGCUAUUAAACCAGUGUGAGUUGAGUUUAUGUCAAGUUUUAUAUUAAUUUAGGACCCCAUUCAACACCCAAUAUAAUCCGGCGGCCAGAGAGAACAGUAAAGUCUCUGGAUUACUGAGGUUUCAAGAUAACCACGGCAAGAAUCAUGGGCCCAAAUCCAAGGCCAAGGGAUCGGUAAAUUCGGCCAAAGCCGCCGGGUUUGUCCCGAAAGAAGUUGAGACCCAAGAAUAA